AUGGCUGCGAGUGGUUAUUCACCGAGACGGCCGUGAGCAAGGAAGGCAGAGCACUGUGAAGCUUUGCCCACGUCGCGUCAGAGAUGGCGCUUCAGCCGCGGUUCUGGAAAUGUCUGUCAGUUUGCAGGAACCUGGAGUGUGGGUUCGCAGCCCUCUCCACCAGUUCCACCCCGGCGGUGCAGCCAGACGUGGAGACUAAGGAAAACGAAGCGGUGGCUCCAGAGUUCACCAACAGAAACCCUCGGAAUCUGGAGCUCUUAGGUGUAGCCCGGAAAGAACGGGGCUGGGCUACAGUGUGGCCCAGCCGUGAGUUCUGGCACAGGUUGCGAGUUGUAAAGACUCAGCAUCAUGUAGAAGCAUUUGUUGAGCAUCUUAACGGCCAGGUUGUGGUUUCAGCAACCACUCGUGAGUGGGCUAUUAAGAAACACCUUUAUAGUACCAGAAAUGUGGUGGCUUGUGAGAGCGUGGGGAGAGUGCUGGCACAGCGGUGCUUAGAAGCAGGAAUCAACUUCAUGGUCUACCAGCCCACACCGUGGGAGGCGUCCUCGGACUCGGUCUAUGAUUCCAGCUGUCAAGAGGUUGACUUGGAAGAAUCUCAAGUUCAAGGCUUGCCUGAGUAACUUUAUAAAACGUUUACAAAAUGCCAUGACAGAAAGUGGUGUGAUGCUUCGGGAGCCUCGGAGAAUCUAUGAAUGAAAUAGAAGCAUUAAUUGUUGUUGGAAGUAUAAAUGUAAAACUACCAUCUACAGCCACCAAAAGAAAGCAUCUUCAUUAAAAAAAGAAAGAAAGAGAGAAAGGAAGGAAGGAAGGAAGGAGAAAGAAGCAUUUGGAAGGAGAACCAGACUGAAAGCUUCAUAGCAAUAAUGCAAUAGUGAAAACUUAAAGUUAGCUUCUUUCCACUUGUAUGUAUGCUUGUGUGGUUUCAUGCUUUGAACAUGGGCUUAAUUUGUCUCCAUUCUUGGACGUGAGAUGUAUUUAAGGAAAGUAGUCACUAUUUGGAAAACGAAUUAAAGCAUUUAUAACAAACUGAA
Messenger RNA from Grammomys surdaster, 1031 nucleotides. It is a transcript of the gene Mrpl18, whose product is annotated as mitochondrial ribosomal protein L18. The record is from RefSeq and is a predicted model, not a curated record. Gene Ontology annotation, biological process: translation. Gene Ontology annotation, cellular component: mitochondrion; ribosome. Gene Ontology annotation, molecular function: structural constituent of ribosome; 5S rRNA binding. Lineage: Eukaryota; Metazoa; Chordata; Mammalia; Rodentia; Muridae. The transcript is spliced from 5 exons. The coding region runs from base 84 to 620 and encodes 178 amino acids.